AUGGCCGUUUCGUUCGGCCGGAGACUACGACCGCGGAAUGCAAUACACGUGUCGGAUGUAUCGGUCGACAGGGAUGGCCAGCAUCGUGCCCUGGUUGAUCUCGAUGUCGCUGAUCGGAGCCCAGACAGGUCCAGCCCCGGGUCCCGCGAGGAUCUCCCAGGAACUCCAGGCGCCGCUUCCCCCGAGGAUCUCCAGGAUUCCCUCAGGAACCGGGCGAGGUGCGAGCAUCCGUCCCUCGACGAGGCGGCGACGAAGAGGUUCCCGGGACUCCUGGAAGACGAGCGCCUCCACCGGGGCCUCUCCUCGAGACCCGACGUCGGCUUCUCCGAGGUCUUCUUCGAUCCUCCGCCGGCGUCGAACCUGCAACGAAAUCUGAUCCAUUACCCGGACGUCGGCACGGGAAACGAGGUGCAGGAGGUGACCGACGCCGAGCCGGAGGUCUCACCGGGGCGAGUCCACGUGCCCGGCCAUUCCUACGAGCCUCCUGACGAUCGUUACCCCAAGGACGAGUACGCCGGCCCUGCAAUGGACAUGGUUUUCUCCUGGACCAUGGUGGACUUCGAGUACGAGAACUCCUCGGCGCGCGUGGCGGCCCUGGCGGAAGGGACGUACGUCCCCGAGAACGUCCUGCCUCUGGGUCUGGAUGUCUGGGGAGAGAGGGUGUUCCUGACCCUGCCCAAGUGGCGAGACGGGGUGCCGGCGACCCUGGCGACCGUGCCCCGGAUCUCGAAGACGACGAGCCCGAAGUUGAGGCCCUACCCCAGCUGGGAGUGGCACCGAUCGCGUACCUGCGAGGGUCUUACCUCGGUCUUCAGGAUCCAGGUGGACGAGUGCGCGCGACUUUGGGUGCUGGACUCGGGCAAGGUGGACGUGGCCGACUCCCCCUUCCAGGCGUGUCCCCCAAAGAUCCUCGUCUUCGACCUGCGGACCGACCGACUCCUCAGAAAGUACCCCUUGACUCCGGAUCAGAUCAAGCAGGACUCGCUCUACUCGAACAUCGCGGUGGACGUGAGAAACGGCAACUGCGAGGGCGCGAGGGCUUACCUCGCGGACGUCUGGCGGUUCGGUAUCGUCGUCUACGACUUCUCGGCCGACAGCUCCUUCAGGGUGCAGCACCGUUUCUUCUUCCCGGACCCCGUGGCCUCCCGCUACGAGCUGCACGGGCUCGGCUUCCAGUGGACCGACGGGAUCUUCGGCAUCGCCCUGAGCCCCCUGGACGUCCACUCGGACCGGACCCUCUUCUUCCAUCCGAUGUCCAGCUUCCGGGAGUUCGCUGUCUCCACCUCCCUCCUCGGGGACAAGGAGUCGGCCGAGGCCCACCCCGACGCCUUCGCCCCGGUCGGCCGGCCAAGGGCCAAGGACUUCGGCCACUCGUCGGGAUCGGCCAUCGCCAGGAACGGCGUCAUGUUCUUCAACAUGGUCACCAGGGACUCGGUCUGGUGCUGGGACACCCGGAAGGAGCACGACCCCCGGAACCUCGGAGUCGUCGGGCACAGCAACGUGUCCCUCGUCUUCCCCAACGACAUCCGAGUCGACCACGAAGACGACCAGAACGUCUGGCUGAUCUCCAAUAAGCUCCCCAUGUACCUCUACGGUCGCCUCGACCUCGGCGAGCCGGCCUACAGGGUCUUCAGGGCCAACGUCAGGACCGCCGUCAGGAACACCGUCUGCGACCCCGACUACGUCGUGUCCGACUCGGACUCGGGUUACGACGAGACCUGCUGAUCCGCCGACCUCCUUGUACGCAUCGCGCCGGGCUAUCGAGACAAUAAAUAUUUUUUUAGUACAAUUUACUUUUUUUAAUGGUCUUUGUUCGAUGACUCCCUCGUCUCGGCGGAAGACAAGGUGGUAGCGGAGAACUCCUCCAUGUCGGUGACGUCGCUCCAGGAAUUCCGUCGCGAGACGGUGGAAGCGACUUCGGGAUCCGAGUCCGAGUCAGCCGGAGCAAAAGUCGGGUCGUUCGUUCCAAAAAGACCGGUCUCGGGAGUUUGCUCGGAUCCCAUGGCCAGGGUCGCGAUCAGCAGCGCCAGGAGGCUCGCGACCAUUCGGGCAGCCUGGCCGCUCGACGAGCCGUCUUCGGGGAGGAAUUCCUCCUCGGGUAACUUCACCCUGGGGCCGUCGUCCCUCGAAGGACUCUUCUCGAUCGGAUCCUCUUCUUCCGGGAAACGUUCGUCGAAGAAGGGCGCAACUUUCG
Molecule: messenger RNA, 2194 nt
Organism: Orussus abietinus
Lineage: Eukaryota; Metazoa; Arthropoda; Insecta; Hymenoptera; Orussidae
Gene: Y-h
Product: protein yellow
Exons: 4
Coding region: 1-1725 (574 amino acids)
Cellular component (GO): extracellular region
Source: RefSeq, a predicted model, not a curated record